GGCGUGGGCGGCUGGCCCGUGGUACUGCCGCUGGUGCCUGCACCCGCGUUCGGGCGAGCGCUGGUGGAAUGGAGGUGACAAGCAAGCAUGCACGCAGUGUCACACUGCGAAGGGGCCAGCGCUCGGUGGACACAAGCUGCCCAAGGCCCCCAGCAUCAGCCUGUCGCAGACCAAGGGUGCAGGCAAAGGCCAGUCGGCGGUCUCCCAGCAGGCGCUGCGAGACAAGGACGCCGAGAUCUCGCGCCUCAAGCAAGCCCUGCAGGACAACAAGCUCAAGGAGGCGACAGGUGGCUCAGCCCUGUUGCCCGAGGCCGAUGCGGCCAAUGACCCUGAGCACAAGCGCCUCAAUGAGAUCGCCGCAUCAUUACGGCAGCUCGGCACGCCGUCGGAGGCCAUCCUCAUCAAGGCCAAGAGUGAUCUCAUCGCCGAGAGGGAUGCGCUCAAGUCCAAGUUGGUCUCCAGCAAGCCAUAUGCUGCCCAAGUGCAGCACUGGACGACUCGCAUCGAAGCCAUUCAGCUCCAAGAGGCCAAGCAGCAGAAGACUAUCGCUAGCCUCCAAGAGCAGCAAGCUGACAUUGCUGCCCAGCUUGCACAAGCAGAGAAGCUGGCCAGUGAGCUGGCCACUGAGAGGAUGGAUCUGGAAACGCAGCGGCAUGCCGUCGCCACGAAAGGACCUGUCCCCGUCCCAGGCCAGUUCAAUCUUACCACGAUGGUGCCCGCCCUCGACUUGUCGGUCCCAGGCCAGUUCAAUCUUACCACGAUGGUGCCCGCCCUCGACUUGUCGGUCCAGCAGCUGGGAGAGCUCCUCUCGGGAGUCGGAGCCGAUGAAACCCUCGGAGGUGUCGUCGAGAAGUCCUUCGCAGCCCUGCGUGAGCUUAAGACGAAGGCCGAGGCCAAGCCGCCCGCUGCGCCACCGACUGCACCACCCAGGGCCGACAUGCCGUCGGCCGAGGAGGUGCGCGCGGCAGACAAGGCGGCAGUUCCCAUGGACACUGACGACAUCGAGGAGCUCAAAGCAUACUACCGUGACAUCACAGGCAGUGAGCCGCCUGAGGAGGAGGAGCAGAUCAGAGCCGCCGCCAAGAGGUGGAUCGCCGCUGCCAAGAACUAUGCCAAGAAGCGCCGUGUGGGCCAGGACGGUGCGGCACCUGGUGCAAGUACAGGCGUGGACCCGACUUGCUGCCUCAAGCAGAUGAUGCAGUGGAUUGGGUUUCUUAUAUUUGCAGUGCUGGUCUUCAUGCUGGCGCUGUCUGUGCAUCUAAUGGGGAGUCUUACUUUAUCGUCGUAUCUUGAUGUCAAGCUGUUCGCGCGCGUUGUCGUGAUCAGCUACCACGUUCUCUUCAGCGGAGUUGAGUGCAUCAACUUCUGCGGCGUCUGCGCUGGCACCGCGCUGGCCUACCACUUCAGCCACUACCAAUGGGAUCUAAUAUCAGAUCCAGGUGGCACUUUCGGCGGCAUGGCGAUCCUGGCGCCCGCGCGUGUGUCCAUCACCCAGGCGCCCCAGUGCCCCGUGGAGAUCGCCCCAGGGAGACUUUUGGCUGCUCAAGUGUUCUGGGGGCCCAAAGGCGGCAUUACCAUGAUCAGCAUCUACCUUCGGGAUAGCGAGGGCCUCAGCGACGCCAAUAUCGACAUCUUAACCAAGGCUGCUGAAUACAUCACCUCGCUCGAAGCUCAGGGCAGGUCCUGGCUGAUAGCGGGAGAUUGGAAUAUGGACAUUUACCUUCUCCGACCUUUCUUCAACAGUCUCAGUGGCAUCGUCGUGCACCCGUCGUGCCCGACUUGUUUGCAGAGCAAGCCUGGGUCCAUGUAUGACUACAUCUGCAUGUCAGCAGCGCUGGCCACCAGGUUGGCAGCGCACAAGAUACUUGGACGUUGGGCUCGCCAUAUGCGGGCCAUGAAGAUGCGCAUGGCAAAGAGCGUAUCUAUUCUCCAAGAGAAUCGAGACUGCAAGCCUGGGGUCUUUCCACGCCAUAUGCUGCCAGUUGCGGGCAUCCAGCUCCAGCGGGCCUCGGAUUGGACUCGUGCGCUCAGCACCUUCGGUUCCUUUCAGGCCGACCUCAUUCGCGAGGACGAUGCACAGAUAUUGCAAGAUGAGGUUCGGUUGUUCACUAAGUUGGCCUGGGACCUCCAGGGCUUCUUCCACAGAGUUUCGCGUAACAAGUGGGUGCCGCCGCUCUUGGACGUCGAGGAUCGCAAUUUUAUCCAGAAUUUGCACGUCACCUUCAGUGCGCCUACCUUGGAGUCCGACGUUCAGAAAGUGCUGGACAAAGUAGAUCGCGUUAUCCAUACUGUGGGCUAUUUCAAGACCCAAGAGUGGCAG
Messenger RNA from Prorocentrum cordatum, 2320 nucleotides. The record is from the annotation of a GenBank genome assembly. Lineage: Eukaryota; Dinophyceae; Prorocentrales; Prorocentraceae.